AUGUCAUGUGAUGUCAGAGAUGCAAUAAAAUUUGCACAUGACAUAUUGUCACCAGUUGUUGUUACCCGCUCAAAUUCUGAUUAUCAGCCUCAACAUUUUCUUGGGUUCGUUCGGUUAUUUUGUCCGAUAAAGAUGUACGAAAAAAUCAAUGUUGAUCUGAUGCACAAUUCGGGCAUCCGAAUUGUCGAUUUGCGAAGUGACACUGUUAGCAAACCGACGCCCGAAAUGAGAGACGCCAUGUAUAGGGCUCCUGUAGGAGACGACGUUUACGGUGAAGAUCCUACUGUUGCUGAUCUGGAAAGACGCGCAGCUGAACUUUUGCAAAUGGAAGAAGCUGUUUUUGUUGCUAGUGGAACUAUGGCUAAUUUAAUUGCCAUUAUGGUCCACUGUAAUCAACGUGGAAGCGAAAUUAUAUCAGGCGAUCAUGGACAUACAUUUAAAUUCGAACAAGGUGGUACCGCUCAAAUAGCUGGAGUCCACACUGCAGUUAUAAAAAACAAUGAAGAUGGUACCUUCAGCAUUGAUGAUUUGCGUAAAAAAAUCCGCAAAAACCCUGACUUCCAUGAACCAAUUUCCUCGUUGAUUAUUGUUGAAAAUACGCACAAUUUAUGUGGUGGCAAAGUACUACCUUUGGAAUGGCUGGAAAAGGUCCAAGGAGUGGCUCGCGAGCACAACAUUCCCGUGCAUAUGGACGGAGCUAGAAUGAUGAAUGCGGCCGUUUACCUCAAAGUACCACCCAGUAGAAUUGUUAAGGAUGUUGAUUCGGUGUGCUUUUGCUUAAGCAAAGGAUUAGGUUGUCCUGUUGGAGCAAUUUUAGCUGGAACUUCUGAGUUUAUUACCAAAGCAAGACGAGUCCGUAAAGCUAUAGGAGGAGGCUGGAGACAAGCUGGAAUAAUAGCUGCUGCAGGUUUAAUCGCCUUGGACACAAUGAUUGACCGUUUGGAAGUUGAUCACAAUCACGCCUAUCAAAUAGCUAAAGCCAUCUACGCAAUGCAUUCGUCCAACUUCAAAGUCGAUUUGCAAACCGUCCAAACCAACAUGGUGGUAAUGUAUGUGGACAAAACGAAAAUUCCUAUUAAAGAGCUUCAGGUUCGAUUGCAAACCGUCUUGAAAACGGACAGUGUCAAGUGCAGUGUCCGGUGUAUGUCGUUGAAUCACGAUUGCGUCCGGUUCACGUUGUAUUGGGAAAUCGGCGACGAAGAUAUCCAGAUGGCUUGCGAAAAAAUCCAGCUAGUCAUCAGAGAGUACGACGACAUGUGCAGAUCGACAUUGAAAUAA
This is a messenger RNA of Ceutorhynchus assimilis (cabbage seed weevil), 1278 nucleotides long. The record is from the annotation of a GenBank genome assembly. Lineage: Eukaryota; Metazoa; Arthropoda; Insecta; Coleoptera; Curculionidae.